Molecule: messenger RNA, 3516 nt
Organism: Dreissena polymorpha
Lineage: Eukaryota; Metazoa; Mollusca; Bivalvia; Myida; Dreissenidae
Product: GTP-binding protein REM 2-like
Exons: 4
Coding region: 120-1358 (412 amino acids)
Cellular component (GO): plasma membrane
Molecular function (GO): calcium channel regulator activity; GTP binding; GTPase activity
Source: RefSeq, a predicted model, not a curated record
AUCAGUGUCAUGUUCUAAAUAAUGCUUCAUAGUUGACAACGUCAGAGCAAGAUCGUUGAGAUUGGGAGUGUUUUGAUGUGUAAGCAUUAGUUGAUAUUUAAAAAAAAAUAUUUACAACAAUGGAACUAGCGGAAUUGUGUAGAGUUUCGGAAAAAUACGCCACAAAGGACAAAUCUGUUCGCCCGAAAACAGUACCGGAAAGAAGGGGAAUGUCUUUCUCGAGGUCCAUCCGGAAAAAGAACGGUAAAAGAGCUCAAAGAAACCGAAGUAAAAGUCUGCCGUCCAUCGCCAUAACUGUUCCAAAUCAAGCAUUAAAUCCAGUAUACAUCGAAGCCAAAGCGAACUCCGAACCGAGGCAGCUGCCGGAGAGUAUCCCGGAAGAGCUGGACACCAGUCGGAUUAGGCAGUUCAGUACCACUAUGAAAGGACUUGUGAACCAAGGUGAUCUGUGCAUAGACGGCCGUAGGGACAGCGCGGUUUCUACGACGGGCUACCGUCGUAUGAGCACGAUGUCAAUUCAGAGCGUAUGCGGAAACUACGGGCGCCGAGACAGCGUAUACGCGGAACAGGCCCGCCGUCGGAACAGCUCCUUUGCAGCCGCAUACUGCACUCCCGUCCGGCGUACCAGCUGCUUCGCGUCCAUGGAAAACCGGAAAAUGGGAGUCAAACCCGGACUUGAAAGUUCCCAGGAUUCGGUUCUCGACGAGUGCCCAUCGCAGUACCAGGUGCUCGUGCUGGGGUCCACUGGCGUCGGCAAGAGCGCCAUCAUCAGCCAAUUCACAACCUCAGAGUUCCUGGGCGCCUCGGACGUUCAUACAGAUUCGGAAGAGAACAAAACAAGCGUCUCCGUGAUAUUGAAUCAAGAAGAAUCGGUGCUCGAACUAUUUGAAGAAAACAAUGUGUCAACGCUGAAUGAUAACAGCGACUUUCAAGCGGAUGCGUAUAUGCUCGUUUACUCGUGCGCUGACCGUUCGUCCUUCAGGUCUGCGUGCGCAACUUUGCGACGUCUGAAGGAGGAAGCAGGCGGCUCCAAGACUGUGAUGAUUGUUGCCAACAAGGUGGACCUUGUCAGGAAACGUCUGGUGACUUCGGAUGAUGGAAAGAACUUUGCCAACUCGUAUAACUGCAAAUACAUCGAAACCUCGGCCGCUCUUAAUCAUAACAUCGACGAGUUGCUGGCGGGGGUUCUCAGUCAGAUCCGCCUAAAACAAUACGGCCCCUGUCCCACGGUCGUGAGUCCCGAGCAGAAAAAAGGCCAACAGAAAGGGCUCACAAGCGCCCUUAAAACUGCGAUUCGCGGAGUGUUCGGCGGGAAGAAGCACAAAGUGAAGGGAUGCGAGAAUCUUUAUGAGAUAUGACAAUGAAUUGAGGAACGCAAGUGAUGUACACUUGUGUGCUAUUUGAAUGAUCUUGACACUUGUUCAAGGCGAGAACGACAAACGCGAACAUACAGACAUAUGGUCUCCGUUCUCCAUGUUGCCGACGAAGAAAAUACAUGUACAGGCGAACACAAAAUCGGUCGCGCAAACAAAAGAGACUGGCAUUUGUGCGUUGCAACAUUCUAGUGCGAUGAUCAGAAGGCUAAAAACGGAAAAAAGACUUUAUUAGACGUGCAGAAAUAAGCGUUCCACACAGUUGCCGUACUAUUAUGCUCAAUUAAUGUAAAUGUAAUGUGCAAUAUAAACUUCUCUCUCACAACAGCUCUCCGCGGGUUUAAGAAAAUAUUGAUCCACGCGGUAAAGCUGCUCUGGAGUUUCCGGGUUCGUUUUUUUGGUGCACGGUGCUUCAAACAUUUGUAAAUAUCUUCAAACGAUGACUCAAAUUUAUACAGGUGGUUAAAUUCACUGAUUUAUUUUUUUCAUUGUUUUGUUACAUAUGCUAGACGUUGGAAAAAAUCUUUAUCAAAUACGUGUUUUUUCUAUACAUGUUUCACUGUUUUAUAUUUAAAUGCGAGAUACACACGUUUGUCACACAUUUCUUUGAAGUUAACCCAUUUAUGCCUUGUGGACUCUCCCAUCCUUCUAAAUUGGAUCAAUUUAUUUCCAAAAUUAUGGAUGUUUAGUAUAUUUAUUUCUAUAUUUAAAGCAUUUCUAACAGAAAUUCCUUUAAGCAAACAGCGAAGACCCUGAUGAGACGCCGCAUCAUGCGGCGUCUCAUCUGGGUCUCCGCUGUUUUCCAAGGCCUUUUUUCUAGACGCAAUGCAUAAAUGGGUUAAUUAUAUUCGCGAUUGCCUAUUACGUCCUUUUUGUAACUUACUGAGGCAUUCAUUGUGACAUGCAUACAUGUGUAAUUGAAAUUUCGAAAUCAUUACCACAUUUAGUAUCUGAUGUACAUUUCAUAUUCGCCAUAUUUAGUUUCUGCUUCUAAGACUAAAAUGGUACGUGAUGUAAAUUGCUGGGGCUGGACUCACAUUGGCAGUUAAAAUAUUAUUGACAACUGUUUUAUCAAUUUACCAUAAACAUAUCUUAUAAGUACCGUCAUUUUGUAGAGAAAGCAACGUGUCCUAUAAAUCGCUUUACAAUUCUAGCCAUUUUAUAGUAUGUAUAUAACAUUUCAUAGUCUUAGACAACUGUUACCAAGUCAUCAAAUUAUAUGGGUCAAUAUUUCCAUAAAUAGGUUAACCCAUUUACAAGGUCAAUGACCAGGGUAAUAACAUAAGUUAUUAUUGAACCCGCCAAUAAAUAUUUAUCAAAUCGCCUAAAGAAAUGAAAAAUAAUGCUAUUCAUUGGGAAUGUUUACACAAUGACAUUCGUGUAUUCUCUAGAUAUUUGGUUUGUCAGCAGUUCAAAUAAAAGUUAUUUAUCCAAUUGCUAUAUUUGGAAGGAGUUAAUGCGACUUAACAGGUCAGUCAAUAUUACUUAGCACAGACUUUAAUCAAUGCCAUUAAUCAGCUAGUGAUACAUUUGCGCGCAGUACCAUGUAAAGCCAGAUGCGACCUGUUGCUUUUACCUUAUAUUGAGUAAUACUAUUUUGUUGACAUUCAAUGAUAAUGUUAUUGCCAUAGAAACAUAAAAAAGAAUGUCAAAUCCGAUUCAACAGAAAAGAAUAUAAGUUAUUUUUAUAUUAAAACGUUUUAGUUUCUAAAAAUGCAAUUCGACAUUUUGAAAUGAGAAUUUUUCUAUAGACAGCCGGAGUUUAUAUACUGCAGAUAUUUAUACACUACAAAUUCUCGGAUAUCGCGUGAACAACAAAUACAGAAUUAAGUCGCGUUCUUGAAACACCGGCUCCAUGCAUGUGCGUAAAGUGUCAUCCCCGGUAAGCCUGUGUAGUCCUUUCCUGCUUUUAUGGAAUUUUUUGUGUAAAGGAAUUCUCUUUUAAACAAAAAUCCAUUUAAGGCUGAAAGUGUAGUCCCUAAUUGGUAUGUGCGGACUGCACCGUUCCCUAAUUGGUAUGUGCGGACUGCACUUUGAACUGCAGUUGAGUAUCACGAUCUCUAGCAAAUAUUGUUUUACAUGCAUAAUGUACACAUGCCAUUAACCCAUUAUGAUCGUUGAUCGUUUUAACAUAAUGUAAAUA